This is a messenger RNA of Physcomitrium patens, 2580 nucleotides long. RefSeq names its product alanine aminotransferase 2. Gene Ontology annotation, biological process: biosynthetic process. Lineage: Eukaryota; Viridiplantae; Streptophyta; Bryopsida; Funariales; Funariaceae. Gene Ontology annotation, molecular function: L-alanine:2-oxoglutarate transaminase activity; pyridoxal phosphate binding. The record is from RefSeq and is a predicted model, not a curated record.
CGUGCUUGAAGUGUUCAGAAGUAGCAUGAAAUUCUUGUGAUGCGGAUUCAGAGUGUGUGCAGUUCGAUCCACGGUUUGAUUUGCGAUCGAAGGCUCGCUUCGUUGGUAGGCAGAUUCCAAUAGGCAAAUUGAAAGUCAACACAUCUGAUUCCGCUGAGAAGACCACCGGCAUCGUGAAGGAAGAAGACGAUUUAAUUCUUGUUGUUGGUCGCAUUCUGUCGCCAGACCUGCCGUCGCCUUUCACACAGAAGCCUAAUUUUAAUAAUUUCAUAUAUAUAUAUAUACAUAUAUUUUUUUUUCUAUGUAUGAGCAUUUUUGCUGUCGUGGAAUUUCAAGAAUUUCGGUUCUAAGGAGAUUGGCUCGGCACUCUGUUGUUGAUGAAUUAGUAGUGAUCUCUACAGUUCGUGGAUGAAAUAUUUGCUUCGUUGAGUUGAUUGAUAUUGUCUUGGAGAGAGAGAGGGGGCGAGAGAGAGAGCGAGAGAGAGAGAGGAAAUAGGAAGGGUAUCAAAGUGCGGAUCAGCAUGUAUGAAGCCAUUGAGUGUUACAAAUGAUCGUUGUAUUUGUGCUCUGACAAAUAGGCAGCGGGAUCGUUACGCGCUGCAAGGGUGGAGAGGAUAGGGGAGUGUUUGUUUUGGUCUGAAGGGAAUUUACUCUGGUGAUACGCCUGGAGAGAAGGUAAAGGAAGGGGGAAGAGAGAAGGAGAGGGAGAGAUGCAGAGGGGAGUAGGAAAGGCGGUUAGGCGAGUAGGAAGGGCGGCAGCAGCGCGCUUGAAGCAUUCGGAAUUCGUGUCGAGAGGGGCAGCAGCGGGUAUACAGAGCAUCCAGCAACCAAUCCCUGCACCGUCGGCGACGGAAGUCUCUGCUCAGGAUCAAGGAGUGUCGAGUCAAUGGCACAGAGGUUUCUCAACAUUGCCUUGGACGAAUCCUGUGUCUAUGCAGUCUAUUAACCCUAAGGUUAUCAAGACAGAAUACGCAGUUCGUGGAGAGAUUGUUACUCGAGCUCAGAACCUUGAGCAAGAGUUGAUCACAAAGCCGGGAUCUCUUCCGUUUGAAGAGAUUGUGUACUGCAACAUUGGUAAUCCGCAAUCGCUGAGUCAACCGCCAGUUACUUUCUUCCGAGAGGUUGUUGCUCUUUGUGACCAUCCAAACCUUCUUGACAAGUCAGAGACGCACGCUCUAUUCAGUUCUGAUGCCAUCUCAAGGGCGUUUCGAAUAAUCGACAACAUCCCUGGCCGAACUACGGGGGCGUACAGUCACAGUCAGGGUAUCAAAGUCUGUCGUGAGGACAUUGCAGCAGGUAUUGAGGCCCGUGAUGGUUUUCCUGCAGAUCCUGAAGAUAUCUUUAUAACAGAUGGUGCAAGUCCCGGAGUUCACAUGAUGAUGCAGCUGCUAAUAACCUCUGAAAAAGAUGGAAUCUUGUGUCCGAUUCCACAAUAUCCUUUGUAUUCAGCAUCGAUAGCAUUACAUGGAGGCACUUUGGUGCCAUACUAUCUGAAUGAGAGUGCUGGUUGGGGUCUUGAAAUGAAUGAGCUCAAGCAGCAGCUCAAAGCUGCUCGUGAUGCAGGCACCAAUGUUCGGGCUCUGGUUGUCAUCAAUCCUGGAAAUCCAACCGGCCAGGUGCUCUCUGAGGAGAACCAGCGAGAUGUUGUGCAGUUUUGCAAGGAAGAGGGUCUUGUACUUUUGGCAGACGAGGUCUACCAAGAAAAUAUAUAUGCUCCGGACAAGAAGUUUAAUUCUUUCAAGAAAGUUGCACGGAGCAUGGGUUUGCAAGACAAGGAUUUGAACAUUGUUUCGUAUCACUCUGUCUCGAAAGGAUAUUAUGGUGAAUGCGGGCGACGGGGGGGCUAUAUGGAGGUGACUGGUUUGCCUAAAGAUGUGAAAGACCAGCUUUACAAGGUUGCUUCUGUGAACUUGUGUUCUAAUAUCUCCGGACAGGUUCUUAUGAGCUUGGUCACGAAUCCUCCUAAGCCUGGAGACGAAUCGUACGAACUAUUUGCUGAAGAGCGGGAUGCAAUCUUGGGGUCUCUGGGCAGACGUGCGAAGGUUUUGACCGAGGGGAUGAACAAAUUGGAAGGUGUAACUUGUAAUGCUGCGGAAGGUGCAAUGUAUGUAUUCCCCCGUUUGGAUUUACCUGAGCGGGCACUUAAGGCGGCAGGAGCGGUUGGUAUGCUUGCUGAUGUUUUCUACACACGAAGGCUACUGGAUGCAACUGGUGUUGUCAUGGUGCCUGGGUCAGGGUUUGGUCAGGUACCCGGUACAUGGCAUGUUCGAUGUACAAUUUUGCCAGCUGAAGAGAAACUUCCAGGAGUCAUCGAUCGUCUGACAACUUUCCAUCAAAGGUUCAUGGACGAAUUCAGGGACUGAUGUAAUUACUUGUAUUAGACCUUGUGUUUUUCUCAGGGUGUUCCAGAGUUGGAUUUGUCUUGUCCAAUGGUGGCUAUCAACUUAAAAGUUCAUCGCUAUUCGCGCUUGCUCUUCAUGUGCCAAGCCAUUGUAGCUCCGGUGGAAGCGGUUUAUGUUCUGAUUGUCAUCUCAAAUAAUGGAGAGCUAAUCGAUUGAUUAUGCACAUUCAGUUGCCUGA